Messenger RNA from Cynara cardunculus var. scolymus (artichoke), 1211 nucleotides. Its product is annotated as glutamate receptor 3.2-like. Gene Ontology annotation, cellular component: plasma membrane. The annotation marks the transcript as partial. The record is from RefSeq and is a predicted model, not a curated record. Gene Ontology annotation, molecular function: signaling receptor activity; ligand-gated monoatomic ion channel activity. The transcript has 5 exons. Lineage: Eukaryota; Viridiplantae; Streptophyta; Magnoliopsida; Asterales; Asteraceae.
GGUCGUCAGAAUCCGAGCUACACCGAGCUUGUGAAUGAAGUGUCAUAUGACGUGUUCGAUGCUGUUGUUGGUGAUGUUGCAAUUAUCACUAACCGUACAAAGGCCGCGGACUUCACACAGCCGUAUAUCGAGUCGGGUCUGGUUGUAGUUGUGCCCAUAAAGAAGCUAAACUCAAGUGCUUGGGCUUUCUUGCGGCCUUUUACUCCGCUCAUGUGGGCGGUCAUCGGAGUUUCCUUUCUCGUCAUUGGAGUUGUCAUCUGGAUACUGGAACACAGGCUGAACGACGAAUUUAGGGGGCCGCCAAAGAAACAGUUGGUCACCAUCUUUUGGUUUACGUUGUCAACUAUGUUUUUCUCGCACAGAGAAAAAACGGUGAGCACCCUUGGUCGGAUGGUUCUUUUCAUCUGGCUUUUCGUGGUUCUGAUCAUCAACUCAAGCUACACGGCUAACCUCACAUCGAUCUUAACCGUGCAACAACUUUCAUCUCCCAUCAGAGGGAUCGAUUCAUUGAUUGCUAGCAACGAACGCAUCGGGUUUCAGAUAGGAUCGUUUUCCGAGAAUUAUUUGAUGGAAGAACUCAACAUACCAAAAUCAAGACUUGUUGCCCUUGGCUCCCCUGAAGAAUAUGCUGAGAAACUUGGAGGAGGAAUAGUUGCUGCCAUUGUUGAUGAAAGGCCGUACGUCGACCUCUUCCUUUCAAACUACUGCCGGUUUCAAGUCGUCGGCCAAGAGUUCACGAAAAGCGGGUGGGGCUUCGCAUUUCCAAGGGACUCCCCGUUGGCAGUUGACAUAUCAACUGCGAUCCUAACGUUAUCGGAGAACGGCGUGCUUCAAAAGAUUCACGACCAUUGGCUGAAGAGAAAAACUUGCUCCUUGCGGAACUCGGAUUCGGACCAACUUCAACUAGAAAGCUUUUGGGGACUAUUUCUCAUCUUCGGAGUAGCUUGCGCUCUUGCUCUCGGUAUACACUUCUGUAUGAUGCUUCGGGAGUUUGGAAAACACGAUCCGUCACCGGAAAAGGGGUCUCGAUCGGUGCGAUUGCAGAGGUUUUUAUCGUUUGCGGAUGAGAAAGAAGAGAUAUCAAAGAGGAAGUUGAAGAGAAAGAGGGAUGGUAGAGAAGUUAACAGAUCAAACAGAAUUCAAGCAGAGGUUGAUGAAGAUCAAAAUUGUGAAUAAAUAAUGCCUCUAACUUGUGACAUAAAUUCAGAAUU